Molecule: messenger RNA, 1502 nt
Organism: Salmo salar (Atlantic salmon)
Lineage: Eukaryota; Metazoa; Chordata; Actinopteri; Salmoniformes; Salmonidae
Biological process (GO): anatomical structure morphogenesis; cell differentiation; regulation of transcription by RNA polymerase II
Molecular function (GO): DNA-binding transcription factor activity, RNA polymerase II-specific; RNA polymerase II cis-regulatory region sequence-specific DNA binding
Source: RefSeq, a predicted model, not a curated record
AUACAUUUGAGGAAGGCAUAAAUUCUUUUUUUUCUUCUUUUUUUUUCUUCUUCUAUCAGAUCAAUGUGGUAUAACACAUUUGAUUGUCCUUAACCUAUACAGGCUUUGGCAUCACAUUGAGUUGAGUUACCAAACAAUCAGGGUAAAUUGGGACUAUCCCAUUUAAUUGUCCUAACUUGAUCUUGUGACCAAAGAGACCGCAGUCAUUAACUUACUUAGCCCAAAGGACAUUGAAGAGAGACAUCUUACUUGAUGCACAGCAGUGUCAUAGACCAGCACUGGGAAACUGAGAAACAAAAACAUCUGUAAAGAAUCUGAUGAUUGCCUAUUGUGGUGGAAAUAGGUCAUCUACAUUUGAAGUGUUAGCAACUGCCUUAAAAGUCCAAGAAGGCCCAUGGAGGACAGAAGCAGCUGCAACACUGGCCGGGAGCGCUUGGGACUAUGCUUCACCAUAGACUACCUGCUGUACAACAAGGACAGUAAGAGCAUGAGAGAGGAGGCAAAGAGUCCCCCAGCAGAGCAAACACCUCGUAGUCCAGUGGAGGAGCAGAGUCCUGACAUCCUCUCAGAGAGGGAAAGUAUCGAACUUGGGAGCCCUGAGAAGGGGCCAGAAGGAGAAGAGGGGUCAGAGGAUGAAGAGGAGGAGGAGGUCAAAGUGGAAGAAGAUCAAGAGGCGACCACUACAGACAGUCCACGGGACAAGCCCACCCAGUCCUACAUUGCCCUUAUCUCCAUGGCCAUACUUGCUUCAGAGGAGAAGAAGCUGUUGUUGUGUGACAUCUAUCACUGGAUCAUGGAUCGCUACCCCUACUUCAAGAGCAAGGAUAAGAACUGGAGGAACAGCGUCAGACACAACCUGUCCCUGAACGAAUGCUUUGUGAAGGCUGGUCGGAGUGACAAUGGUAAAGGCCAUUUCUGGGCCAUCCACCCCGCUAACUUCCAAGACUUCUCCAAUGGGGACUACCAUCGCCGCCGAGCUCGCCGCAGGAUCCGCAGGGUGACAGGACAGCUUCCGUAUGCCCUGCACACACCCUAUUACCCCCUCAACAGGCCCAGGGGGGUGCUGUGCUGGUGCUGCCCCCUAGCCCACCCUCUCUCCACGGCCCACCCUCUGUCCUGCCUCUCAGCCAGGAUGUAUUGGAGCUGGGCUAGCCAGUAUGCCAGACGACACCCAUCCCUCCACGUUCCAGUUCAAUAGCACCACAUAGAAUUGGAUGCAUGUUUGAUGUUGAACUACUCUUUGUAUGACAGGUGGCUGAGAGAGAUGUAUUGAGUAUGAUUGUGAAAUCUGUGACUGACUGGCACAAAUAAGAGUACCAAAGCACCAAAGAACUAUAUUGCACUAUUUAUUGUUUGAAAUGUGAUACACCAGAUUUGUACUGUAAUAUUAUGUAUAUAGUAUUUGAUGAGUACUGUAUAUGAAGAAAUAGAAUUGUAAAUAUAUUGAUGAACGUAUUGCAUUAUUAUAUAUAUCUUCAACAAUUUCAAAUAAAUAAACAAAA